GGCUCUGAGUCAGCAUCCAACGGUAAACGAUGAGCUGCCCAAUCGUAUCAUUUCUGGCUUGGUGAAGGUGAAAGGGAAUGUGAAGCAGUUCACAGAGACAGCCGCCAUAUUUGAGGAUGGCUCCAGGGAAGAUGACAUUGAUGUGGUCAUCUUUGCCACAGGCUACAGCUUUGCCUUUCCUUUCCUUGAGGACUCUGUCAAAGUCGUCAAAAACAAGGUGUCCUUGUACAAAAAGGUCUUUCCACCUAAUCUGGAAAAACCAACUCUUGCGAUUAUUGGUUUAAUUCAGCCUUUGGGAGCCAUUAUGCCUAUUUCAGAGCUCCAAGGCCGCUGGGCCACUCAAGUGUUCAAAGGGCUUAAGAAAUUGCCCUCACAAAGUGAAAUGAUGGCAGAUAUAAAUAAGGCUCAAGAGAAAAUGGCAAAAAGGUAUGUGGACAGCCAGCGUCAUACCAUCCAGGGAGACUAUAUAGACACCAUGGAAGAACUUGCAAAUUUGGUGGGUGUCAGGCCUAAUCUCCUGCUUCUGGCCUUCACUGACCCCAAGCUGGCAUUACAGUUACUUCUGGGACCCUGUACUCCAGUCCAUUAUCGCCUGCAGGGCCCUGGAAAGUGGGCUGGAGCCCGAAAAACUAUUCUCACCACAGAAGAUCGUAUACGAAAGCCUCUGAUGACAAGUGUGGUGAAAAGGAACAGUUCUGGGCCAUCGCUGGUGAUAGUGCGUGUCCUCAUGCUAGCUGUCACUUUAUUUGCUGUCAUCCUGGCUUAUUUUUAGAUGUGGCAUUGCAAUGCUCCAGGUUCCACUGGAAAGCCCCACCUAGUGCCACCUUCAGAACCUCACAAGACUGAAUACUCAGCUUUAGACUGCACGGGAAUCAAUCACAAUCUAUGUCUCCUCCCACCCCCUUUCUCCCUCCCUCAAUCACUAAUCUUUCUUGUUUUUCCUUCUGUGAUAUCAGGUUUUCAUUAAUCAAUUUAUCUCCUUCUUGAUAAUUUAUUUCCGUCUUGAGCCUGUCAUCUCUCCUUCUGUUAAUUCCCAGACCGUGAGCUCAGAUCCCCUUGGUCAUCUUUGUAGGUCAUGAGCAGAGUUCUCUUAAUGCUUGACUGUGUUGUGUUUCUAGUAUUGCACAGCUAGACCUCAUUGGAUGGUAAUCCAUCUUGAGUAUUAUCAAGUGCAUACUGGCUAGGACUUGACCUUGUAAGCAGAGCCCACAUGUCUAUUUCAGGAAUUCCCACAGAGGGCAAUCCAGAAAGAACCAUUUAGUGCUGAGGGCUGGAAGUCCAAGAUCAAGGGUGCAGACGAUGAGGAACUCCUGGCUUCAAGAUUAAUACAGUGAGGGUAUGACAUUGGAAAAACAGAAAAUACAUUGUUAGCUAAGUUCCGACAUGGGGUUCAUGCUGAAUAAGUGCUCGUUGAUGUUUAUGAAAUAAGGUGGCAUCUCUAAGUCAAUCUAAUAAAUGGCUGACUCCACAGAACUCCUAAUGUGACCCAUUAUCAAUUUUAAUAACAUUAAUUGUAUAAAUUAACUAUUAAGUUUAGUAACUGAAUCCACCCAUCUUCAGGUGGUUGCUGAGGAUUUGAUCUCAGGACCACUUGCCUUCACACCAAGUGCUCUCACUGACCAAGCCAUCUCCCUACCUCUUGCUUCUAUUUUCUUAAAAAAGAAACUACCAGACUGAACAUAGUGGCACAUGCCUGUCAUUCCAGACCUGGCAAGGGGUCACCACAAGUUCAAGACCAGCUUAGUCUAUAUAGUGAGUUCCAGGCCAACCAGGUUUGCAUAUAGCAAGAACUUGGCUCAAGCCACAACAAAAACUACAAAAUGAGAAAAGAAAUUGCUCUUCUAAGUUAAAAGUCUUUUAAAUGAUUUGCCAUCUUCCAAUAGGUUGGUUAAAGAAUUUGAGGCUUUUAGUUAGUUGUCCCAGCCAGAUCUUGCAGGGCUAGUAUUAGGAUCCAGCUGUGGAAGUAAGUGCCAGCGGUUGAGCUGGGUUCAGCAAAUGUGAUUAUCCCUGCCCAGCUCCUUCCUUCCUUCAGAGUCUACAUGAUAAGAAUCAACGAGCUCUUCCACGUCUUAAGUUAGAACUAAUAUUAACUAAUAGUAAUAUUAACUACAAGCAUUCUGCCUAGACCUGUGUGCUACAGUAUAGUUCAGAAAGGCAGAGCGGAUCUGAACUGCAGGAUUUAAGAAGCAUUAGCUGUCAGAAGUGCUUGAGCUCCCUGAGGAUAGGUACUGGAUGUGCCAGGCAGUGUAUCUUCAGAAAAACACUGCUGUGUAGUGUGUCUGUAAAUGGACUGCUGCCAGUCAUUAAAGUGGGGGAUAGUUUGACCCACUGCAGGAAUAGCAUUGGAAUAUCACAAACGCUUGCGAGCAGAUAUGUGAGACUUCAAACUCGUCCCUAAUUACAUACGGAUUUGGACAGCUGCCUAAUAUUUCACCCAGCAUACUCUCUGAAAACUUGAGCACUGAGCCCUGGUCUGGUUUCUGGAACCCUUUUCCUUCCCCUAAUCCUUUAGAAACUGAAUGUUAGUCAUUAUUAAAAAUGGGUCUGGGAUUUUUCUUUUUAAUCUGAAGAUUGCUUUUGUUCAAAAAUAAACUGAAGCCCUGAAUCUUAA
This is a messenger RNA of Grammomys surdaster, 2611 nucleotides long. RefSeq names its product dimethylaniline monooxygenase [N-oxide-forming] 5. NCBI's taxonomy places the organism in Eukaryota, Metazoa, Chordata, Mammalia, Rodentia, Muridae. The annotation marks the transcript as partial. Gene Ontology annotation, molecular function: N,N-dimethylaniline monooxygenase activity; NADP binding; flavin adenine dinucleotide binding. The record is from RefSeq and is a predicted model, not a curated record. The transcript has 3 exons.